UUGGAGUCUCAUGUAUAAAAUAUCCAACAACUAAAUAAUAUUACAAUGAAGCAGAACAUCUUUAAAAGAUGUAUUGCGUACAAUAUUCAUAAAAGUGUGAAUUCAACAAGCAAGAAAUAUAUCAUCUUCAUCAACGAGUCGAUGGCAUUCAAGCCAGUAACUGCAAUACCCGGAGUAGGACCGGUAUAUGGUAGAAGAUUGGCUGAGAAAGGCUUUAGUUUGGCUCCCCAAGUUUAUGGAAAGUAUUUGCAAAAGAAUGAAGCUGAGUUCAAACUGUGGUUUCAAGAAAUUUGCGGAGCUAGUGCAAAAACCCAGAUUGACUGUUGUCGAGCUUUCCAUGAAUGGAGCGACAAUUUUCUGUAAUGAUAAUG
This is a messenger RNA of Saccostrea cuccullata (small rock oyster), 371 nucleotides long. Its product is annotated as barrier-to-autointegration factor-like. The record is from RefSeq and is a predicted model, not a curated record. Gene Ontology annotation, molecular function: DNA binding. The transcript has 2 exons. Bases 46 to 363 code for a protein of 105 amino acids. NCBI's taxonomy places the organism in Eukaryota, Metazoa, Mollusca, Bivalvia, Ostreida, Ostreidae.